AAGGAAAUAGAAAUACAACUGGGUUUGGUUGAGUUCCGCCAUGGGAACACAGGUUGAGAGCUUGUGGGUUUUGGCUCUUGCUGCCAAAUGCAGAGCUUUCUCUUCUGAAACUGUCCUCGUUUUUGGGUUUGCGCUGUGUUUGGUUUGGUUUGCUGUGGUUUUGUCCCACUGGGCUUACCCGGGAGGCCAAGCUUGGGGGAGGUACUGGAGCAAGAGAGGAAGUAAAGCUGAGGCCAUCAUCCCAGGGCCGCGAGGGUUUCCAGUGGUGGGGAGCAUGAGUCUCAUGGUGAACCUCGCUCAUCACAACCUCGCGGCUGCUGCCGAGCGGCUAGGAGCGAUGAGGCUCAUGGCGUUCAGCCUUGGCGAGACUCGAGCCAUCGUUACGAGCAACCCAGACGUGGCGAAAGAGAUUUUGAACAGCUCGGCGUUUGCGGAUCGGCCAGUGAAGGAGUGUGCGUACAGUCUGAUGUUCAACCGCGCAAUUGGAUUCGCUCCCUAUGGAGUUUACUGGCGAACCCUGCGGAGAAUUGCCGCCACCCAUCUCUUCUCUCCCAAACAAAUCACUGCCUCGGAGACUCAGAGGUCCGAAAUCGCUGCCCAGAUGGUGUCACUCGUUGGCAGCUGUAUUGGAGACAUCCGCGUCCGCGAUAUUCUGAAGCGAGCUUCGCUUCACCACAUGAUGUCCUCCGUAUUCGGACGCAAAUACCAACUGGGUUCCUCAAAUUCCGAAACGGAUGAACUUAGUAGACUCGUCGAAGAAGGCUACGAUCUCCUUGGCAAGCUCAACUGGUCCGACCACCUCCCUUGGCUUGCAGGGCUCGACCCUCAGAAAAUCCGAUUCAGAUGCUCCAAACUCGUCCCCAGAGUGAAUCGGUUCGUGAACCGGAUCAUCACUGAACAUAGAGCUCAGCCCGGCCCAACAACCCGAGAUUUCGUUGAUGUCCUACUCUCCCUUCAACAACCCGAUAAGUUGUUGGAUUCCGAUAUAAUCGCCGUCUUAUGGGAGAUGAUAUUUCGGGGAACGGAUACGGUGGCAGUUUUGAUAGAGUGGAUACUCGCAAGGAUGGUACUCCACCCUGAGUGCCAAUCAAGGGUCCACGAUGAGCUGGAUAGGGUGGUCGGAAAGUCACGGCCGGUGAAGGAAUCCGACAUUCCGGCGAUGGUAUACCUGGCGGCGGUCGUGAAGGAGGUUCUGAGGCUGCACCCACCGGGCCCACUGCUCUCGUGGGCCCGUUUAUCAAUCACAGAUACCACGGUGGAUGGCUAUCACGUGCCUGCCGGGUCCACAGCGAUGGUUAACAUGUGGGCCAUCACACGGGAUCCACGAGUGUGGUCAGAUCCACUCGACUUCACGCCCGACAGAUUCGUGACCACCCCUGCUGACGUGGAAUUCUCCUUGUUUGGAUCCGAUCUCAGGCUCGCUCCAUUCGGGUCGGGCAGAAGAACCUGCCCCGGAAAGACCCUUGGCUUGACCACAGCCACCUUUUGGGUGGCGUCGCUGUUGCAUGAGUUCGAGUGGCUUCCAUCCGACCCAAACCCGGUGGAUCUAUCCGAAGUGCUGAGGCUAUCCUGCGAAAUGGCACACCCUCUGACUGUGAGGGUGCGGCCCAGGCGAAUAUGAUAGCUCAGAUUAGAUUCCAACAUGAUGUAAAUACAUGCAAGUGGCUUUAGAUCUCAACCGUCCACUCCACCUCCACCUCCUCUUUUCCUUUUUUGUGAGUCGAAUGUUUUGCCACGCUAGCUAGCAUAAAGUGUACUUUUUCUUUUUCUUUCAUGUACACCAUAUAUGUGGCAGUGUAUCCUAAGUCCAACUCCUUAAAUCGCAUCCUUGUUCUUGGAAUCA
Messenger RNA from Vitis riparia (riverbank grape), 1843 nucleotides. Its product is annotated as cytochrome P450 78A3-like. The transcript has 2 exons. Gene Ontology annotation, molecular function: iron ion binding; oxidoreductase activity, acting on paired donors, with incorporation or reduction of molecular oxygen; monooxygenase activity. The record is from RefSeq and is a predicted model, not a curated record. NCBI's taxonomy places the organism in Eukaryota, Viridiplantae, Streptophyta, Magnoliopsida, Vitales, Vitaceae. Bases 41 to 1621 code for a protein of 526 amino acids.